Messenger RNA from Oncorhynchus tshawytscha (Chinook salmon), 4348 nucleotides. RefSeq names its product uridine 5'-monophosphate synthase-like. Gene Ontology annotation, molecular function: orotidine-5'-phosphate decarboxylase activity; orotate phosphoribosyltransferase activity. The coding region runs from base 167 to 1693 and encodes 508 amino acids. The record is from RefSeq and is a predicted model, not a curated record. NCBI's taxonomy places the organism in Eukaryota, Metazoa, Chordata, Actinopteri, Salmoniformes, Salmonidae. Gene Ontology annotation, biological process: 'de novo' pyrimidine nucleobase biosynthetic process; 'de novo' UMP biosynthetic process. The transcript is spliced from 6 exons.
GUGUACAAUUAUCUUGCAACGCUCGCAUCAACGCUCGCAUACGCAACGUGGCCGGUGUGGUUUGCUUGUGAUGAUUAACGAUUUAUAAUAUGGCUGGAGCAACCCAAUAAUGUAAAAACGACAUGUCCCAUAGUUCCGCGCGGCAUUUCGUAAGCGGAACACAUCUAUGUAUGCAAAGAGACGAGAGCAUUGGACGAGACUGCUGUCUGUUGAUAUUAGUAAAAACUUGAAAAUGGAAAACGAUUGCCUUGAAAGUUUAAUCUUAAAGUUACAUGAUGUUCAGGCCGUGAAAUUCGGAACGUUCACGCUGAAGAGUGGAAUAACAUCGCCGAUUUAUUUUGAUCUCAGAGUUAUUGUUUCCUACCCAUCGCUUAUGAACCAGGUAUCAAUGUAUCUUUACCAACGCGCCAAAGAUGAGGACUUGAAAUACAACUCACUGUGUGGUGUACCAUACACUGCUCUGCCCCUGGCUACAAUCAUCUGCUCCAAACACGAGCUGCCUAUGCUGAUCCGAAGAAAAGAAGCCAAAGACUAUGGAACUAAGAAGAUUAUAGAGGGGACCAUUCACCCUGGAGACACUUGUCUGAUCAUCGAGGAUGUUGUGACCAGCGGCAGCAGCGUCAUGGAGACGGCACUGGUGCUUCAGGCGGAGGGUUUAAAGGUCACCGAUACCAUCGUGCUGAUGGACAGGGAGCAGGGAGGUAGGGCCAUGCUGGCCAAGAAGGGCAUCGCACUCCACUCCGUCAUCUCCGUCUCCAAACUUCUCGACGUUCUGCUCCAGGCGGACCGCAUCGAUUAUCCCACCGCCCAGAGUGUGCGCAGGUUCAUCCAGGAGAACAACACCUACAAGCCCUCGGGGGAGGAGGAGAAGAACGGCUCGCCUGUGGCCAAGAAGCCCGGCAAGCUGGCGGAGUUGACCUAUGGCGACAGGGCCCAGCUCCGAACCACACAUCCUCUGGCUGCCCAGCUCUUCAGGUUGAUGGAGGAGAAGAAGACCAACCUGUGUGUGUCGGCGGACGUGACAGGCUGCGAGGAUCUGCUGCAGCUGGCUGACUCUCUGGGGCCUCAGAUGUGCGUGCUGAAGACUCACGUGGACAUCCUGCGGGACUUCAGCCCAGCCUUCAUCCAGCCCCUCAAGGACCUGGCCCACAAACACAACUUCCUCAUCUUUGAGGACCGCAAGUUUGCUGACAUCGGGAACACGGUCAAGCACCAGUAUGAAGGUGGGCUCUACCAGAUCGCCUCGUGGUCUCAUAUGGUGAAUGCCCAUGCGGUGCCAGGCCCUGGGGUGGUAGAGGGGCUCAGUGUGGUGGGCCUCCCACUGGACCGCGGCUGUCUCCUCAUAGCUCAGAUGAGCUCCCAGGGUUCCCUAGCAACAGGGGACUACACGCAGGCUGUGGUGAAAAUGGCUGAGGAGCACUCUGACUUUGUGUUUGGGUUCAUCUCUGGCUCCAAGAUCAGCAGCAAGCCUGAAUUCCUACAUAUGACUCCAGGGGUGCAGAUGCAGUCAGAAGGAGACGGUCUUGGCCAGCAGUACUCCAGUCCUGAUGAUGUGAUCUAUAAAAAAGAAUCGGACGUCAUCAUUGUUGGCCGUGGUAUCCUGGGGGCCUCUGAUAGGGUGAAGGCUGCCACAGAGUACAGAGAGGCCGGCUGGAACGCCUACGUCAAGAGACUCACCGCGUCAAGACAAUGAAAAGUCAAAAAAUGGGUGGGGGUUUGCAUCCCAAAGGGCACCCUAUUCCCCGUAUAGUGCACUACUUUUGACUAGGACCCUAUGGGAUUUGGUCAAAAGUAGUACACUAUAGUGGUAUGGAUGCCAUUAGGGCUACAGACAGACUAGAGCAGGCACCACAUCGACAAUGUGAAACCAUGAUUAUUCCCUCCAAACAGCUGCUGGGGCCUGUUCUUACUCUUAUGGCUUCUCGUUAUAACCCUCGCUUGCUAAAUCAGCUGAACUGCGACAAUGCUCAUCUUUGGCAACAGGGACACAUUUCAGGAUUUCUUCCCCCCCACCCUCAGUGUUAUUUGUAUAUGAUCAUUUUGAAACAUUUCAAAUUGGAUUAUUUGUGUUAACCAAUAAUAUGGAACUGUGAAAUGAAUUCAGUAGAUGCAUUGGGCUGUAAUGAUUGGUGUUCUUUGAAGUCACUUUAAACAUCUCUAGCCUAGGAUUCUGUUCCUUUGCCUCAAGUGCGGUUUCUAUAGAAGAACACGGUGGAUGCUAGGGCUACUAUCAUUGUGAUGGAGAACUGUGGAGAGAUUCAGUUUACCAAACAAUCCUUGGCAUUGUGUAUUGGUUCAUCGACAUUACAACAAUCACGUGUUCACGACAGUAGUUAUUUGAAGCCAAUGUGUGACGAACCACGCUAGUCCAUAAACCUCUAGUGGUUCCGGGGUGAUGUGCCGGGUGUACGCUGUGCCCUAAUCAUUAAUAAACAGUGCGAAUGUGCAUGGCUUGUUUCAGUUAUGGGGGGGGGGGAUCUACUUUCUGUCUACUAUUUGGCAUAGCCGAUAUAACACACCAAAGUCUUUUUGGAAGGGAAGGUCUGACGUUGAGCGUUGAAGGAACUCAUUUGCAAGUCACAUGAUAUGAAAAUAUGUGUAAAUGACAUGGGAGUAGGUAGGCAUGGGAACAGAGGUGGCAGGUGGGUUUUCUUCUACCUUCAACACAGGUGAAUGAAGCCACCGUUCAAUGGCCCAUUCUCUGUAGGUUCAGCGCGAGCACAAAGGUCAGCGAAUCCUUCCAUUUCGUCAAUUGGAGGGAGCGCAACGCACUGUCGGUUUGCAUAGAGAGGGGAGGCUUGGCAUAAUAGAGAGGAGUUGGAACUAAUCUGCACUCCCCAGACUAUUGUGUCAAUAUUGGAACUGAGCAACGCCCCAUGCGACAGGUGUCCGCUGGAGAAUCCUCUCUCUUUAAAACCAAUCUGAAAAAAAGAGGGAGAGAGUGAAGAUAAAUGGAAGGAUGGCCCACCAUGUCCCGAGUGUAUAUAUAGGAUACCUGCAACGGGCCACACUCCAUUCAGUGUUGCCUACAAGAUGAGCACAAUUUGCAGGUGUUACCGAUAUAGGUUUUUAAAAUCCGCUCGUCAACUUUUUUUUUUCGACAAUAGAUAGGCAAUGGUAAGUUUUACCUGGGACACAUUUGUAUGUUGGAAUACAUGUAAAUGACCAUUUUAAAGACAAUAUAAACUUUUGUAACUUUCUUUCCAGGUGUGGGGAUGGAGCAACGUAUGGAGAGUACAAACCUGAUGUAGUGUAGUCAAAGUACUUUUUUCCAAGACUGGACCAUCAUCAUAUUUGGAUUGAUUUUCUGUAUUUGUCUCACGUUGAGCCAUACGCACAAUACCUGAAGAUUAAGUUUUGUUCGUUCGGCUCGCGUUAAGCAGGUACAGAUUUUCUACAAAGCAGCAAGAGCACGUUCAUAUUGUAACAGAUGUCGUUGAAGGUGCUCUCUUGUCCUGUAACAAAUACUGACACUUUUGUACACUAAAAUUAGAGCCAUACAACAUUUUGUGUUUUGCAUUCGUUCGGCUAUAUUGAAUAUCUUAUGUGGUUUGAACAUUUGGGUUCAUUUCCCCCUGAAGACAACGGAUACAAAUUAUCGACCCCAAUUUUUUUAGCCAAGUGGAUCCUUUUUGUUGCUGCAUUUGUGGAUAAAGUUUUCGUACCUAUUUUUGAAAAAGUGUAUAUAUCAUUUUUUUUUGCUCACUCAAUAUAACUUAGUAUGCGCGUAUCUCUGUGGAUUUUAUGACUAGUUGUUCUACUUUUAUUAGGUUACCUAGUACUGCCUUCUUUUUUUUUUUAAAUGCCAUUUGGUUUUUCCUAUAUCGACAUGGUUUAAUGAUGAUAAAGUACGAGUUAUGUUAAUCAUUAACCAGCCAAAGAGCAUCUGAUAUGGACCAUCUGCUGUUUGGAUCCUCAUCUGCCUGGGAUCUGCACCUCUGUACAGGCUAGGCUACAUUACAUUAACUAUGACGUUCAUGGAGGUUUGGACUUCAUUCCAGUAAAUGGAGAAUGUAGCCCAAUAAACUACAGCUCGUCAUAAAAAACCACCGCGUCGCUGGAUAAACAUUUAAGCAGUGUUCUCCAUUGCUCAUGCACUGUAAAACAUGUUGCAUUUCAGUUUAGCACAGAGGCAUCAUACACUACAGGCCUAUCAUUGAAAGCAGACACUUCCAGUUUCCUCCUCAGACAGUAUCAACUGUAUUACCCAAUCUCCCACCACCCAGAUUAUUGACACCAGUACCCCAGGUAACUGUAUAGUCCCAUUCUAUUUUGAGCAUAACUUCAGGUGUCCAUUUGCAUAUCCAGUUUUCGUUGCGUGAAACAAUAAACAGCAUGGUAAAAGCUU